AUGACGUGGCAGGUUGAUAAAUGGAGAAAUGUCAACUUGAUGGAGGUGCAUUACCCGCGGAAAAAGCAAGGGAGCGGAUUCAUGGAAGUCUAUCAAAAUAACGGGGACCCAUUCAAGCUUCCUAGUACGGGGAAAUUGACACGUGAACAGUGUGGAGUAGCCUGCGUAACAGGCACGCGCUUCCCUCAAAGAGCAUGA
Molecule: messenger RNA, 198 nt
Organism: Dovyalis caffra
Lineage: Eukaryota; Viridiplantae; Streptophyta; Magnoliopsida; Malpighiales; Salicaceae
Source: the annotation of a GenBank genome assembly